Molecule: messenger RNA, 147 nt
Organism: Funneliformis mosseae
Lineage: Eukaryota; Fungi; Glomeromycota; Glomeromycetes; Glomerales; Glomeraceae
Source: the annotation of a GenBank genome assembly
AUAAAUGAAAUGGUAGAAUUCGUUGUCUACGAUCAUUACUAUUAUGAUUAUUCUUGUAAGAGGCUCGAUCCAAUAAUAUUAUUAAGAGCAGGUUCUACUCCUGUCCACGUAAAUGCGUUCCUGAAACGAUCUUCGAAAUUUGAAUGA